CCUGGCUGCCUGCUCGUGCUGCUCACCGCCGGCCAGACAUCACAUCACACAGCCGCCUGUAGGGACACGGCUUUAUUCUCAGCGUGCCACCUGAAGCCUGUAAUGUGUGUAGAUACGUGUCUGUCUUUCUCUUACAGUGAGAGGGCGUGUCCGCUUUCAGAGAGAGGAAGGAGUGGGAGGGCUUUUGGGUGUUUUCGCUGCUUUGAAACAGAGGAACAACAAGCACGCCGCCCACUAAACAAGGCGAAGCGCGCAUCAACAAUUUCGCAAACGCUGCUGCUGCUGCCCCGAUUAAAUGCACGGAGGAGCGGAGGAGAGCAGACACCCACAGACAGAGGGAGGGCUGCUGCUGUGAUCCUACAGAGGAACUAACAAAAGAUGAAUGACCAUGUUGCCACCAGAGAGCUGAUCGCUGUGAAAUCAAGGACGGUGGUGAAACAUCAAGCAUCGGAGCCAGUUGUGCUUUCUUAGCUUCACUUGGAGUUGUGCAACCUUUCUACAAGACCUGUUUGACUUACCUUCUGGCCUACUGGCUGUCUGCCAGUGAAUAUAAAAAGGGACCACCCACCCAUCUUUAAAAAAUGGAGACUCUUUCCCAAGAUUCAAUUCUGGAGUGCCAGAUCUGCUUUAACUACUACAGCCCUCGCCGGCGGCCCAAACUCCUGGAUUGCAGACACACAUGCUGCUCAGUGUGUUUGACCCAGAUGCGCAGCAGCCAGAAGGAGAUUCGUUGUCCCUGGUGCCGUGGCGUCACCAAGCUCCCUCCGGGCCUGUCCGUCUCCCAGCUCCCUGACGACCCGGACAUCAUCACUGUCAUCGCCAUCCCUCACGCCUCUGAGCACACGCCCGUCUUCAUCCGCCUCCCCAGCAAUGGCUGCUACAUGCUGCCACUGCCCGUUGCCAAGGAGCGGGCGCUUGGCCUGCCGGGGGAGCUGGGAUGUCGCUUCCUGCCUGGCAGCCAGCAGAAGGGGAUGACGGUGGUGACCGUACCUGAGCAGCAGCCUCUGGGCCUGGGUAUGGGUCUGGAGGGGGUGGGGUUGGAAGGAGGCGAGGGCGAGAGGAGAGUUACUGGCCCGGUGGGAGGAGGAGGAGGGAAGGGCUCCACGUGGUCUGGUGUGUGCACGGUGAUCCUGGUGGCAUGCGUGCUGCUCUUCCUCCUGGGCAUCGUGCUGCACAACAUGUCCUGCAUCUCCAAGCGCUUCACUGUUAUCUCCUGCGGCUGAGGGCAGGGGAGGCUGCUCAGACUGCCCCCAUCCCUCCAGAUUCCCCCACUAGCCCCGCCUCUCCUCAGGGCGGGACUCUGCUGUUGAGAGGGGACUAAACUCACAUCAUGGGCAUCCAAGGAAACUACAGAGCAACAUAGAGAGAAACAGAUGAAGAAGAAGAGGGCAGGGAGGGGAUUCACAAAUAGUCUGCCAUUGUGUCCCAUUUUUUUUAUUUGGGAGACUGAAAUCAAAAUGGAAAUACAGAUACAAACUUCACUUUCCUCUUGUCAACAGCACUCUGUCGGCCCUGAAACCCCUGCCCUUUUCCUGUCUUUCCAUUUUCUCUGAAAGAACGCUUUGGGAAUUACUCCAGAAAUGUUUUUGGCCAGCUGAUUGUUUCUGGCUUGCUGAUAUGUUUUUGGCUGGGGGCCAAGCUGACACUCACUCACACAGUCGUUGGAUUGCCUGUUUAGUCUGUGGUUUGUAGAAAUAAAUCAGUUAUCAUAGUGUUGUUUAGCUGAGUGUAGGUUCCAAGUGCGGUGUCUCCAGCUGGUGCUGCAGUACAAAGAGUUUGGACUUGGCUGCUCUCCGUUCUCUGAUGCUGUAGGAAUUAACUGUGCAGGAUCCACGUCUGGCCUCGUUUGAAUCAUGAAAAUCAACACAGCUUUCAUUCAUUUUUUUUUCUUUCACACAACCUGUUCCUGUUCAGAACAAACUGUUGCUAUGAUGGCUCCAUGUGGUUAGUAAAGACAAAACAUGGAUUGUAUUGUUCAUUCAUGCCAGCAUAUUACAGGUCUAAAUUAAAAACACAGGUUAGUCAAGUAAGAGAUUGGUCAAUAAAUAAAUAAAUAAUUGUUUAUGGCAUUUAUCAAUCAAAAAGUGAAAAACAUUUGCUGUUUUCAGCCUCUCAAAUGUGACAAUUUGAUGUUUUUUCUCUCUUUUAUAUCAUUGUAAAUUCAAUAUCCAUUGGGUUUUGGACUGUUGCUCGGACAACUAAUUUGAAGACAUCUUCAAAGGUUCUCAGAACCUGCGAUGGUCACUGUUUUCUGACAGUUUCUUUACUUAACGAUCUUUUCAUUUAUCAAAAGAAAAAUAUUACUAGUUGCUGUCCUAUUUCAAAUAUGGUGGGAAACUUUGUGCAACCUUCUAGUAGGAUGCUAGCUGCCAAAAAUGUACAGGCUGUUUGAUAAACAAAGAAUUUGCUCAAAAUACUGUAUUUUGAACUGGAUGACAGAAUAAAAAUUAAACAGGAUUAGUCUGACAUUUUGGGAAAUACGCUUAUUCUGUUCGAGAGUUAGAUCGAUACCACUCUCAUGUUUGUGUGUUACGUACGGCUCUAGAGCCACUUAGCUUAGCAUAAACUAGAAGCAAGGGGAAACAGCUAGCUUGGAUCUCUCUCAUUUCAAAAAGCUUGACACUUUAUCAGCACCCCUAAAGCCCACUAAUUGAAACGUCUCGUUUGUUUAACAGCCAGGAGUUGCUGCAUACCUAAAAUCGCCAACGGGUAAAGUCUACCCGCUAUUAGAAUACAUUGAUUUUGCGAUUUCUUUUUGCUACUCGGUGCUCAAACACACUUUGCGCAGACAUUCAGCACCUUGGGUGUGCACCUCCUAAACAGCAUCCGAGCACUUUAGGCGCUUACAGAAUAUUUUAUUGUGUUUGCAUUCCGCCUUCAUCAUACAGGUAAUUUUCUCCUGCGCUCUUCUGCACCUGUGGAGAAGGUCACGUCCACGCGUGAUGGCUCUUUUGAUGUCAUCCACUCCAGGCUGUUGUAGUUAUAUUCUAAACACAGUCUGAAUUUAAAUGCAGCAUACAAUUUAGAAGAAACGAUUGACUAUUGCAAUGUUUUUAUAGGACUACAUGAUGAAGAUGAUGAUUAUGAUAAUAAUGUAGAAUAAGAAUCUAAGAUGUUCUUCCUGCUUUGUUUCAGACUGGCGUGCAUCCAAACAAUUAUGCAUACAAAAAUAUUUAUUUAAAAGAAACAAUUCUACUCAAUUCCAAAAUUCAAAGUAGAUUUUUACCCAACAAAAACAUGACAUGUUACAAUGUUAUACAUUGUAUAAUGAUCACUUUUGCUAAACAAUAGGGCUACACUGCGGUCUAAAACUCAUACUCGCCACAUGGUCAAAAAACACAUAAUGAGGGAGCCGCACACCACCUGGAGGGGCCGCAAAACACACCUGUGUCAGAGGGAAAGACUUUAGACUUUACUUUAGAAUAAAUCUAUUCCAUAAAUGUUUAUAGGCUACAUUUGAUAACAUUAGUAUAAUAGUUUUGCCUCACUUUUCGUGAAGGCUCUGGAUCGCUGUCAGAUGAUGACCGUCAGAAUCAACCCAGGACACGUUGUUCAGUCCUGAAACCUCUCCUUCACUCGAUGCAUAGAGUAAGUCUAAUGCCUGUUUUGCAUUCAUAACUCUCUUUCUUUUGGAUUGAAGGUUAGCCUAUGACUUGACACAGCUGUAUCACGCACGGUAGUAGGGGCCGUGUUACAGUAACUUGUGAGUUUCAGAGGUGUUGGUAGGUGUAUUUAUCUUUGAAGAGGCUAGCUGUUUCCUCAAUGCUUUUAGUCUUUAUGCUAAGUUAAUCUAAGAUAAUCGCCUCCUUGCUCUAGCGCUAUGUCUACUAUGUCUUUAAAUAGACAAAAUAGUUGAAAAUGAGACAUUCCGGGCAACAUUCUUGUUUCUAGUUUUUGUUUUUUGUUUCUCUUUUGCAGUGCAUUAUGUUUUUCCACGGAUGCUUUCAUCGAUUAGUUAACUGUCCAUCUACUUCUUACCCUGACUUGCAGACCACCAUGGUCCACUAAAGACUAACUCUCCAGCAUUGACCAGGCCCUCACCGGCAGCCCACACACUGUCGACUCCCUUCAUCUUAAUACCUUCCUUAAUUUAGAAAACUGGUGAAUAUGGGCUCAACAGAUUGAUGGUGUGUGUUUAUGUGUGUGAGUAAUGGGUCAGUAACGGGUCAGGAGUGGGUGGGCGCUGCAGGGUUCUAGUUAAUGACGACUAUCGAUUUAUCUGCUUUUGAAUAGCUCUCGUAUCUGCAGAGAUGGAUGUUUCUCUUUCUUUUCACUUUUAUAUGUUGAGGCAAGCAUUUUGUCUGUUUACUGUAUCGUUAACGCAAUGGAGUGUACAGUACACACAAACAGGGUGAACUCUUUUGUAUAGAUGCCUCGUCAUGUACAGAAUGAUUGUAAUUUCCUUGUCUUUUUCUGAUAACUUUUUUUUUUUUAACAUGUUUUGCUUGGUUAGUAUUAAGAGUCUGAUUUGAGAUUAGGGAGCGCUCUGUGUGUUUGCUCUAAAAGAAACAAACAUGACAAGUUCUUUGGUACACUUCAGGGCUCAGAGUUGGCAUGACACACCAGUGACACAACAUAAGGAAAGAUAGUUAACAGUGUUUGUUAUUUUUGGUAUUUAGUAUAUAAAGAAUCCUAUACUGUACCAAAAUGUUAUAUAAAUACACAUAUCCACUUGUUCACAAUUCCAUGACUUAUUUGAUACAUCUAAACUAUCGAUUAUCCAAUCACUGAAGGUUAAAAAGUGACUUUUUCCUUAAAAAUGACAACUUGUCUUUGAUUUUGUUCAAACUGGGGCUUUUUCUAAAUGUAUUUUGAUUUGACAUCCCAUAUCAGCCUGAUUUCACCACCUUUCACCAAAGCGAAGUCUGAGAUUAAACAUAAAAACAGACUUUGGACAUUUAAAUCAGACUUAAAUUGAUUUGAAAUCAAAACAUACUUCAGCCAUUUUGCAGCUCACAACUUCCUGCACAGCAAUGUUCUGUUGUGAAAGCGUUCGGGUUACAAUAGGGAAACUAUUUGUUUUGCAGAUACACUGAGAGACGGAGUGAAUUUCAGCUGAACUGUUACGUGGGACAUGCUGCUGAUUGCAGGUCCUGCUGUUGCAAUGACAUUAUAUUUUAAAGCCCUUUUUGAAGUGCGGCGCUCCUUCACUGAAAGUAGAAAUAUUUUUAGCUCCGAGCGCUCAACGAUCUGGGCAAUAAAAAAAACAUGCUAAUUUCUCAGUACUUGAGGUUGAAGUGGUUUUCUGGCGUCGCUUCACCCCGCUGCGCCGAGGUCUACCGUCCACGAUAACUCUUGAGAUAAAGGAAAUCCCAGUUAAUAAAAUAAAAAUAAAUGCAUGAAUAAUUUUGGGGGGAAAUCUUGAUGAAGGCUAUGUGACAUGUUUUAUUAAUACAUUACUACAACUUUCUAAUAGGGCAUACUUUAUAUUGGUUUAUAAAUUGUAAAUAAUGGCUUUAUUAUUAUUUAAUGCUUUAUAAAUCAGUAAUGAACCAUUUAUAGGAACUUUAUAUUGUGAAAAAAUUGUUCGGCUGGUGUAUCUCCUCCUCCGCUAUAUGUUUCUACGCUUAGACAAUGGACUGCUCCACCUGGCUGACUCAACCUGGCAACCCAAUAUGUCAUGUGUUAUUAAUGAUCUAUAAAACAUUACUAACAAUUUAUUAACCAUUUAUAAGGCUAUUUCCUAAAAGAAACCAUUUGUAUUGUAUGCCUUAUUAGAAAGCAGUACUAAGGAAAUCUUUGACCUAAGUAUGAUGGCCUUGCUGGAAUUCAUAGUCAAAGAAUAAAAGUAUCCUGCGUUUCUUGCUAGACACAGUCUUAACUGUUCAUCAUGAGAUAUUACACUUACAAGUACAUCACACAGUGUUGGAGGCGCAAAGAGACAUCUCUGUGAUCCACUGUAACACUGAGGGGGUAGAGAAGAGACUCUUAAAGGGAUGGCACACCUUUAGAGAUAUCUGCCUCCACUACAAUAUAAUGGAGGUGAAUGAGGUUUAAUUUUUGAUGCUCAAAAAAUUACAUUUACAAUUUACAGUCAACAGCAACAUCUCUUUCCAGAAACAAUUCCCCAUUUCUGUGUAAAACCCCCUCAUUGGAACUAAAACAUAUUCACUGUGGCUUCUAUGGAUUUUGACUAACAGGGUUUCUAGAAAGAGUUGUUGCUUUUGAAUUUUGUUGAAGCUCAAUUUAUCUCAGUUAUGCUGGGGUGGAAGCAUCAAUCUCAGAGAAAUAUCUCAAAACUGGGACAAAUUAAACCAGCACUAUCUGCAUAGCUAGAUAUCACUAAGUGUGAAAGUGCAAAGAUGUGCUUUUUAGUAAUUUGGGUGAGCCAGGCCUUUAAUACUCCAUCUGUGCAGCCAUUUUGGGGGUCCUCAGCUACAAUUUAUGACUGCAAUUUUAUCACUUUGGCACAGAAAGUGAUCAGUUCUGAUAAGCAAUAAUAUUAUUAUAAUGCACCUCAUUUGUUCAUUUUUUCCACCCUUAUGUCUGUACAGUGCUGAUGAGAUCGUUGAUCUGAAGUCAGUACAAUCCCAUCAUUAUUUAGAAGCAAACACUGUAAAAUGCAGUUAAACAAAAAAAUCAAGGAUAUACACCAGGCAUUUAGGUUAUUGCUUUUCAUAUUUUCCUGCUAAAUGAAACAUCCUCCAAUUAAAGAUCACUAAGGAUUAGACAGAAUAUUCAUAUUCUUGAAUAUCCUUCCUACCGUCUGUGUAAUAAUUGUUUUUUUUCAAAUCAAGAACUGCCCUGUACAACAUUUUUACAGAAACUUAAAGAGUGACGACUAGAGAAGCGUAGAAAGGAGGCUUGUCAUUUCUGUGCCUGUGUGUUUGUAAAAUGCCGUGAAGUUCCUGUUGUAGUUUCCUGUUUGUGUCAGGUCGACGACGACUGACGAUGCAAGCAGCAGCUGUUUUUGGUGAACUAUUAAAGCAAACGCUCUGAAUCUGAA
Molecule: messenger RNA, 6946 nt
Organism: Siniperca chuatsi (mandarin fish)
Lineage: Eukaryota; Metazoa; Chordata; Actinopteri; Centrarchiformes; Sinipercidae
Gene: rnf152
Product: ring finger protein 152
Exons: 2
Coding region: 582-1223 (213 amino acids)
Molecular function (GO): ubiquitin protein ligase activity
Source: RefSeq, a predicted model, not a curated record